AUGGACACUCGUCGCUUUACAAUGAAUCCGUUCCAAGCUCUCGAGUUGACUUCGGAUGACUGUGCGAAGCUCGUUACGAUCACGGAUGCGAUCAUUAUGGAGAAAUUUGAAGAGUAUGAAGAACACUUGAGCCUUGGGAAGAACGUGGAUCUGACGCGGUGGAAAAAGUUUGCCAACUCGGGUCCGACGACGUCGUACCUUGAGCGAAAGUCGUCCAGUCCGGACACCAAGCUGCCGCAAUUGCUCAUGGUUGGUCCACUGCCUGGUUCGCUGGACGAAAACAUGUUUGGCAUCGUGAACCCAACGAUUGAAGCCAUGCGGAUCAAGUCGUCGUACCUGAAAGAUUUCAAUGCAGCAGCAAUGCUCGCUUCGGUGAUUGAGCCAACGGCCGAAGACCCGUUUCGAUCUGUGGUGGUCAAGUGGAUGGAGAUUGACAUUCCACUUGCGUCCAUCGGUUUGGUCCGCAAUCGGGACUACGUCUACAUUGAAAGCACCGGCAUCCUUCAUCUCAAGAACGGAGAACGAGUCGGGUAUCACCUCUUUCACUCGGCGACUUUUCCUGAAAUUCACGAACUGCCGAACCGAGUGCGAGGGCACAUGUCGUUCUGUGGCAUCUUUCACCAAGAAUCUCCUGAUCGAACGGAUUGUCGGGGAACGGGGAUCAUGGAUCCUGGUGGUGAUAUGAUUCGGUCAAUGGCUGUCAUGGGCAUGGUGCAAGCUACAAUGGCCGGGCUCAAGUAUUCCUACUGCGGGCAGAUGAAAAAGUUGACGUGGCAACUGGAACAGAAGCAAGUGGAAGCUCGGAAAACCGGCAUCCCGGCGUUCAAACCCUUUUGUGUCACGUGUAAGAAAGGGGUCAAGAGCUCGCGACUGAGUGGCCGCAUCAAGACGUGCAAACUUUGCUUCAAUGCCGUUUGCCAUGCGUGUAAGAUCACCAAGAGACUGAGUUUUAUUGCACCGGACCUGACGCUCGCCCAGCGGAAAGUGACGUUCUGUGUCCAGUGUAUCAUUGAAGCAACGCAAGUUGAUACGCAAGAAGCUGCUCGAGAGCAAUUCGUGUACAAGAAGUCGGUCGAUCCGCCACUGUAUAGUCUCUCCAUUGUCUCGGAAAUGAGCACGUGCUCCGAAAGCACACUCAGUGCUAGAGAAGAAGCUAGAAUCUAA
Molecule: messenger RNA, 1164 nt
Organism: Peronospora matthiolae
Lineage: Eukaryota; Oomycota; Peronosporomycetes; Peronosporales; Peronosporaceae
Source: the annotation of a GenBank genome assembly